This is a messenger RNA of Papaver somniferum (opium poppy), 1146 nucleotides long. RefSeq names its product ribosome-recycling factor-like. The transcript has 8 exons. Gene Ontology annotation, cellular component: mitochondrion. The coding region runs from base 63 to 887 and encodes 274 amino acids. Gene Ontology annotation, molecular function: ribosomal large subunit binding. Gene Ontology annotation, biological process: translation. The record is from RefSeq and is a predicted model, not a curated record. Lineage: Eukaryota; Viridiplantae; Streptophyta; Magnoliopsida; Ranunculales; Papaveraceae.
AACCCUCUGCUGUAGAAAAACCCUUUGCUCUCCAGUGUGACAAAGACAUAGAAACCCUAGAAAUGGCGAUCUCACUGAGACGUGGAAUUAUCUCUGCAAGAAAGUUAAUUUUCUUAAAACCCACAUUUCGUUGUUCAGAGAUUUCAUACAUUUCUUCAUCAAAUUCGAAUCAAUCCAAUGUUAUUUCAGAAACUUCUCUUUUCGGAAUUCAUCAUCUUGAGUCUUCAAAUCAAUUAGGGCUUGAUUAUCUUAAAGAAUGUCGAAGAGGGUUUGCUAAAGGAAAGAAAUCAAAGAAUAGCGAUAACGGAAGUACAGCAGAAGUAGUAGAUAUUGGACCUAGUCUUAAAGCAAAUACUUCAGCUUUGAUGGAAGCAGCUCAAGUUGCUUUAUCAAAAGAAUUGAGUCAGCUCAGAACCAAUAGAGCAUCUACUGGACUUGUUGAUCAUCUCCUUAUCGAGACUAGCAGUGGAAAGAUAUCUUUGAUCCGUGUCUGUGCUGUUUCUGUCUUAGAUGCACAAACUAUUUCUAUAUCACCGUAUGAUCCUAAGACUCUUAUGAAGCCGGUAGAAAAUGCUCUUCGUGAAUCUCCAUUAGGUAUAAAUCCGAAAGUGGAAGGUGAUCGACUUAUUGUGCCUAUCCCUCCGAUGACUAAGGAAACCAUGCAGGCAAUGUGUAAGGUGGUUGCCAAAGCUGGAGAAGACGUUAAGCUUAGUAUUAGAAGGGCUCGGCAAAAGGCAAUUGAUACGAUAAAGCAAGCUUCUUCAAGUAUGCCCAAGGAUGACUUGAAAAGACUGGAAAAAGAAAUUGACGAGAUGAACAAGAAAUACAGCAAGUCUACAGAAGAUAUGUGCAAAGCAAAGGAGAAGGAGAUUAAUUCUCCUUCUUAAUAGCUUUUUGAAGAGGAGAUAUUUAGUCCACCAUGUGGAUUGAACUUCAAUUUUUGUAGAAAGCUUUCCAAGAUUAAGUAGAACUUUGUAGUUGGAUACUGUAAUUCCCUUCGGUAGGUUUGUUUUACGAAGUUGUAAUUGCUUGAUGUUGGAAAAAUGGUUUCGGACGUCACGUUGUUGUCACUUAAGAGAAUCAGUAUGGUUUUGGAUAAUUAUAAUACAUGCAGAUAUAUUGGAUUAUCAUUGCACAUUUUUAUCA